Messenger RNA from Macrosiphum euphorbiae (potato aphid), 828 nucleotides. NCBI's taxonomy places the organism in Eukaryota, Metazoa, Arthropoda, Insecta, Hemiptera, Aphididae. The record is from the annotation of a GenBank genome assembly.
AUGCAUUCAUUGCAGUUUCGGACCAUAUCCUCAAUGUCUUUAUCUAUACUAGGCCACCAUGAUAUAAUUUUAAAUGGAAAUAGAUAUAAAGGAACUCAAUGUUUGUGGAGAUUAUUAACUCAUGUAGAUCCUACCAAACCAGAAGUUUAUACAGAUGAUGAUUUUAAUAAUUAUAAAAAUAUAUUAAUUGAAACUGAUUAUAUAUAUCAUAACAAUGAUAUUUCAACGGGAAGAGCUAAAUCAAGUGGUGGUGCAAAAUAUAUAGGUAGCAAUGAUUUAGAAAAGAAAUUGAUUUGGAAAGAAAUAAAAGAAAUUAAUGAAAAGAAAGAAACUACUGAUAAGAAAAAAAUUAAUAAAAAGAAAGAAAAUAAUGAAAUAGGGGAGGGUUUAAAGAAAUACAGAGAAGAUCGUAUUGAAUAUCGUUAUAUUAGUAAUGUAAACCAAGUGAUAUAUAAUUUACAGUUUAUUUCUGCAGAAGAAAGAGCUUUAAAUAAUAAUUUUAAAAACGAAAAACUUGGUAUUGUUCAUUUGUUUAAAUCAAUUAUGGAAAACCUUAUUGAUACUCCUGAAAGUAUUGAAUAUUUACUAAAAUAUGUAACUUGUUUACCAAAGGAAGUGAAAAUAUCAAAAGGAAAAAUAAUUAAGAGGACGUUAUACCGCUUAUUUUCAACGGUAAAAACAUGUCCACGAAAAACAGUCAUAACUUCACUAAAAAGUGGUUUUAGAGUUAAAAUACCUAUAAUAAAAUGUAUAGAGAACAAUAUUUCCAAGAAAAUGUCAUAUCCGUUUUAUAUAAAAGUAAUUAGUAAAAAAGAUACAGCUAAUUAA